CCGCCAGACGGAGGCUUGCUUGCUUGGUUGCAAGUCCUGGGUUCAUUCUUCCUCUUCAUGAACACAUGGGGUCUUGUGAACUCCUACGGCGUGUACCAGACAUACUACCAGCUCGACCUCCUGCGCGACAAGACGCCCUCGCAGAUCUCGUGGGUGGGGUCUUUCCAGGCAUGUCUGCUGCUCAUCGUCGGCGUCGCGACCGGACCCCUGUUCGACCUAGGCUACUUCUACCUGCUGCUAUGGACGGGCUCCAUCCUCGUCGUGCUGGGCCUCAUGAUGACGAGCCUGUGCACGAAGUACUGGCAGGUGAUGCUGGCGCAGGGCCUGGUUCUCGGGCUCGGCUUCGGGUGCCUGUCGGUGCCGAGCGUCGCCAUCGUGUCGACCUACUUCUCGAACAAGAAGGCUUUCGCCACCGGCGUCGCCGCCACAGGUAGCAGCAUCGGCGGCGUCAUCUACACCUCCACCUUCUCCCGCCUACAGCCGCGCAUCGGGUUCCCCUGGGCCACCCGCGUGAUGGGGUUCAUCGCCCUGGCCGGCCUGGCCGUCGCCUGCGCCGUCCUGCGCGUCCGCGUCCUGCCUAGGUCGGUCCGUCGCCUGCUCGAGCCGCGCGCGUUCCUCGAGGUGCCCUACGCCAGUUUCACCGUCGCCCAGGUCGUCGGCACCAUGGGCACAUGGGUUCCCUUCUACUACGUCAACAGCUACGCCAUCCAGGCGGCCGGCGUCGACCCCGACCUCGCCUCCUACUUGACCAGCAUCCUCAACGGCACCUCAACUCUGGGCCGGCUGGUGCCCAACUACUUCGCCGACCGCACCGGCCCCUUCAACAUCAUGCUGCCCGCGUCCGCCUGCUCGGCCCUGCUGGCGUUCUCAUGGAUCGGCAUCCGCUCGCCGGCCGGCCUGGUCGUCUUUUGCGCGCUGUACGGCUUCACCUCGGGCUCCUUCGUGUCGCUGCCCGCGCCCGCCAUCGCCUCGCUGACGCCCAGCCUUAGCGUGCUCGGCGCCCGCAUCGGCAUGAGUUUCUCGCUCACCGCCAUCGGCAUCCUGGUCGGAAACCCCAUCGGCGGCGCCAUCCUCCGGAGCGGCAGCGGCAGCGGCUGGGUCGGCCUGCAGUGCUGGGCCGGC
Molecule: messenger RNA, 1122 nt
Organism: Thermothelomyces thermophilus ATCC 42464
Lineage: Eukaryota; Fungi; Ascomycota; Sordariomycetes; Sordariales; Chaetomiaceae
Exons: 2
Biological process (GO): transmembrane transport
Cellular component (GO): fungal-type vacuole membrane
Molecular function (GO): transmembrane transporter activity
Source: RefSeq, a predicted model, not a curated record